AUGCAAAAGGUCUACAGUGUACAUCAAUUAACUAGAAGGCGCAUUAGUAAUUCAUUAAAUUUUCAUAUUGAAUGGCUUUUAUUUUUCAAUUACAGAUUUGAGGAAAAGGAAAGUCUGUCAUCAGUGCAGCAAUUGAAGUCAUCUGUACAAAAGGGAAUUCGUGCAAAACUAUUGGAAACGUAUCCACAUUUGGAGACUCACAUUGAUUUGAUAUUGCCUAAGAAGGACAGUUAUCGCAUUGCAAAAUGCCAUGAUCAUAUCGAAAUCUUACUAAAUGGUGCAGGUGAACAAAUAUUCUUCAGGCAUCGUGAGGGUCAAUGGAUGCCAACACUCAAAUUAUUGCACAAAUUUCCAUAUUUUGUUAAUAUGCAGCAAGUCGACAAAGGUGCCAUUCGCUUCGUUCUAAGUGGUGCAAAUAUUAUGUGUCCCGGCUUAACAUCGCCAGGCGCAAUGAUGACACCAGCAGAAAAGAAUACUGUUGUCGCCAUAAUGGCGGAAGGCAAAGAACAUGCUCUGGCUAUUGGUAUAACAACAUUGUCCACCGAUGACAUAGCUAAGGUUAACAAAGGUGUUGGUGUUGAAAAUUGUCACUACCUCAAUGAUGGUCUAUGGAAAAUGAAACCAAUUAAAUAAAGACUUAAAUA
Molecule: messenger RNA, 644 nt
Organism: Musca vetustissima
Lineage: Eukaryota; Metazoa; Arthropoda; Insecta; Diptera; Muscidae
Gene: MCTS1
Product: malignant T-cell-amplified sequence 1 homolog
Exons: 4
Coding region: 1-633 (210 amino acids)
Biological process (GO): formation of translation preinitiation complex
Molecular function (GO): RNA binding
Source: RefSeq, a predicted model, not a curated record